AUGCCUCCUACAAAGUUGAUUGAUAACAUCGAGCCUAUGCAUGUGCUGGAGCCCACUUGUCCUGAUGUUUCACCAAAGCCAAAUAACUUAUUCAGUGGCAGGAGAUCAACUGUUGAAACGUUCUAUAAGAAGUUUGAGGAGCUUGAUGUUUUGGAAUUUAAUCCAGUUGAAUGUCGUGUGACCGGAGAGGAGGUUCUAUACUACUGGGCUAAUGACAGGAGUGUCCAAGAGGCCCUCCAUGUGCGAAAGGGGACUAUUAAAGAGUGGAUUAGAUGCAACUAUAGCAUACUAUACACAAGAAAUGCAGGGAGCGCUGUACCAUACCACGCAAACCUCAGCACUAAAGGUUACAGAUCUCUCAUAUACAGUGGUGACCAUGAUAUGAUCUCACCAUAUUUGGGAACUGAAGAAUGGAUAAGAUCUCUAAAUUACCCAACUAUUGAUGAUUGGAGACAGUGGAUUCAUCAAGGCCAAGUUGCAGGUUAUACAAGGACUUAUGCAAAUAAGAUGACAUUUGCAACUGUAAAGGGAGCAGGCCAUGCUGCUCCAUAUUAUAAGCCAGCGGAAUGUAGAUCCAUGUUUGGAAGGUGGAUAUCCUAUCAGCCUCUCUAGUCAAUUGGGAGAUGGGUAUGAAAGUAUUAGAUCGUUUAAGAAUUCAAAAAUUUCGAGUGUUAAAUGUUAUUGCAAACGCCAUCUGAUUUCAGUUAAUAAGCAUUUACUUCAAGAGAAUGCUUUCUUGAUGAAA
This is a messenger RNA of Coffea arabica (coffee), 745 nucleotides long. The record is from RefSeq and is a predicted model, not a curated record. NCBI's taxonomy places the organism in Eukaryota, Viridiplantae, Streptophyta, Magnoliopsida, Gentianales, Rubiaceae.